Molecule: messenger RNA, 207 nt
Organism: Penicillium malachiteum
Lineage: Eukaryota; Fungi; Ascomycota; Eurotiomycetes; Eurotiales; Aspergillaceae
Exons: 2
Coding region: 1-207 (68 amino acids)
Source: RefSeq, a predicted model, not a curated record
AUGCCUGUCAUCCCUGAUCCAGCAGACUUCCCCUCGGUUGCGCAGAAAGGAGAUAAAGAAACUCAGCACAAAUCAGAAGAUCAAAAAGCCACAGCCUUUGACCAUAUUUCCAAGGGUCCUGUCAUUCCCAAAGAUAUGCCACCUGUAGCCUCACACGAGGAAAUCGAGGCCCGGAAGAAGGAGUUGAACAAGACGAAGAAAGAUUGA